Prorocentrum cordatum is the source of this 2680-nucleotide messenger RNA. Lineage: Eukaryota; Dinophyceae; Prorocentrales; Prorocentraceae. The record is from the annotation of a GenBank genome assembly.
CUGCUUGCCCGAAGUCCGCCAGUGGGCCAAUCAGCUCCGCCAGGCCAUCUGUGAAGAUGCGGGCAAGCGUAUCCCGUUCGAGGCGUAUGUGCAGCCACCGACAGCCGCUGGCAGCGGGACUCCCGGCUUCCUGUCACACUGGGCGUUCCCCUCGGCAGAGGCGGAGUGCUUCACCGACAUCCUGUAUCUGGGCUGCCAUCCAGUGCAGAGUGCGCAGCGCAUCGAGCAGUACUUGCAGCACCUCUUGCGCAUGGGCGCUCCAGGCACCCCUGGCGGACGGGGUCAGCAGCACGGCAAGGGCCAGUCGCAGAAAGGAAGUCUUCGGCAGGGCCAGGCCCAAAGCAAAGUUGCCAAAAGUAAUUGCGUGCCUCGGGGAGGUCAUCAGGCAAAGGGUGGACACGCGGCCAGCUCAGGCAGCACUGCGUGCGCCAUGGAGUCUGAGGCAGAGGGCGCUUCCGCUUGGAGCUUCUGCCCAAGGGAGGUCGCGAUGGACUGGGGUGCCUUCGCAGGCAUGCAGCUGUACGUGGUUGCUGCAUCAUCUCCGCAGCUGCUUGACAUCUUUUCGCAGGAUGUUGCUGGACUCGCCCCACCCUCGGAGCUCGCUGACAGAAGUGAAUUGGACGGUCAGGCCGCUGCUGUCUUGCAGUACUACUUCAAUCCAGCGCAGCCGCAUGCUCGGCCUCCCCCGCACAUCAUUAUGCGCAGCAUGCUGCCAGCCACCUCCGAGGACGGCAUGAUCUGCAAAAAGCUCAAUGCAUUUCUUUGGUCACGAGUUUCACUCUGCAGGGAUGGCACCAUCCCAAGGCAUGAUUUGGUAUCGUUCCAAGUCGCUGAUCAGUCGGUCGGCGAGUGCCCUCGAUGCUGGCCUCCUGCGCAAGAUGCAAGGCAGCAGGCCUGCGGGGCUCUCACUCUGGAACUUACGUGGGUCUUCCACGAUCUGCGUCAGCUCCCAGGCAGAAGAUGGCCUCGCAGAGAUGAGCGAGCUCAUCAAGAGCAGCUUGAAGGACUGCGAGCACGCGGAGGUUAGCGAGCUCGAGCAGGAGGUCGACGUCCAGCGCAAGAUGCAUGACGCUUUCGAGAAGAUCUUGGACGGCCUGGAGCUCGCCGAGGCAGACAUGAACGAUCUGGAGCAUCGCGGCUUGCUCGAGCAUCAAAUCAAGCAGGUGGGAUUCAAGACCUGGCCAGGCGGGUCGAUGUCGGUGCCGACCAUGGGGGCGUGGCGGUGGGGUCUCGGAGGGCAGGUCCGCGUCUACGUCCAGCCCUCACUCUUGAUCCCAGCUCGGAAUCCAGAGGGCCUGAUCACAGGCUUGCACAACAAGCCCCAUCGAAAGAGGGGCAAUGAUGCUUCGAAGUACAUGUGGGUGAGCGUGCAGAAAUCGUUCAAGUUGCACACUGGCGGCUCGCCCUUGUUCUGCUGUUGGUAUGACUGGAGCCCAGCGAGCACGGUAGCGUUGAUUGAAGGCGGUCUGAAGGCAUACGUCUUCGCACACCUGGCAGGCCGCAUGAAGGUCAUCGGAGCCGUUGGUGGACAGUUUUGGCAAAGUCCGUCCGAGUUGCUUCAUGCUCUGGCUCGCUUCGAAGCUACACGUGUGGUGCUUUUCCCAGAUGCUGGAUCCACCCGGAACAAGUGUGUGAUCUUGGACUACUUCCGGACCUUUCGUCUGCUGCGCAGCUGGGGCUUCCAGGUUGGCGUGGCGUGGUGGGGCCAGCAUGACAAGCAGGGGGAUGCAGACGCAGACGACCUCCUGGUGGGCAUGCGGAUCGAGGAGUUCGAGGCCAGGAUGGUGGUCUUGAGCAUACAGGAUUUUUGGCACCAGGUCGAUGGGAAUCUACAGCACCAGUUGUUGCAUAGCCGUCAUUUCGAGGUUUUCUCUGCUGUUGGAAUUAGGUCCUCCUCUGCGCUUGCUAUCACUCCUCUGGUUUGAAGUGCGGCAUGUCGGGGCAAUGUCCUGUUGACCACAUGCGCCCGCUUCAAGGCGGCCUGAUCAGCUGGCUUGCGCCGGUCAUGACGAUGCAGGAUUUGGCCUUCCUUCUUUCUUGCUGUGCUUGGCACCCGACUUCGCAAUGCCGAGCUGGACAGCAGCACGCAGUGUGCACAGUGGUGAGACAAUCACCAGUCACGAUGAUCAAGUCUAAGCGGCUUCACUUAUCUCCGGAGUACUUGCAGUUGCAUGUCGUCAUGACUAGUGGCAGCUCCGAGGACGAACAGGCAAAGGAAGACUAAGCUCACGACUUCAGUUUUAGCCCGACGAUGUUUUGAGAUGCCUGUCCAACGCGCUGACAUUAGCCAGGCGUUUACGAAUCUUGAGAUCAUGAUGGAUGAUGGAUACCAGGCCGAACCCUACUUCUCUACAUCUCUCACCCUCUGACGUCAUAACGGCAAUUUUCGGUGUUGCAUUUAACGUCGGGAAUCUAGCCCAGGGCCACUGCUUUUGUCUUCUGGCAGGCAAUUCUUGCCCGUCUCCUUUCUCCUCCUCGUCCUUCUCCUUCUCCUUCCUCGCUCCCGUCUUCGUCUCCCUGUGGCUGCCCAUGAUUCUUAGGAGCGGACGAUUCCCGAGUAUGGCUUGGCGUCGGUGCUAUCGCAUAUCUCUUCAGUUUUGUUGUCGGUUGUUCCGUGGAGUAGCCCGGAUUCCCACCUUGAGGACGUGCGAGUUAAUUUGAUGCUUCGCCGCGAAAAAAA